Molecule: messenger RNA, 1717 nt
Organism: Exophiala viscosa
Lineage: Eukaryota; Fungi; Ascomycota; Eurotiomycetes; Chaetothyriales; Herpotrichiellaceae
Product: esterase/lipase
Exons: 1
Coding region: 134-1231 (365 amino acids)
Molecular function (GO): histone deacetylase activity
Source: RefSeq, a predicted model, not a curated record
AAACAAUCCAUCCCUCGACUCACGAAUCCUGUCUGUACCAAUCAAUGAGUCAAUCGACCGCGAGGUUUCGUCUCACGUAGCUCUUAUCUAUUAUGCAUUUAGAUGAUAGGCGGGAGCACACAGCUUAUCGAAUAUGCUGAUAACUCUCUAUGACCCUGAUUGCCUGCUGCACAAGACAGUGGAGUUGCUCGGCUCAAAGCUCAUUCCUGCAUUAGAAUCACCGGCACGGCUUGAGGCGAUCCUGGAAGCUUUGCAUCUCUCAGAACAUGAGUGUCGCAAGAUUCAGCUCAGUGCCGGUGGUGAUGAAGGGCGAGUAUCGAGGUUGACAAAGCUAACUUCAGAUACACACAAUCACAACUACUUGCAACAUCUGCAGAGUGUGUACGAGGAGUGGCUAUCUGCAGGCUUGAUUGAGAAGGAUGGCAACGUCUUACCGGAAUGUUUUUACCUGCCCACCUCAACAGGCAAACCGAUGCGACCACCAAAGGAUGUCUUUGCUCGAGCAGGAUAUUUUGCAUUUGACAUGAGCAGUGGAAUUAUGUUAGACAGCUACCGGGCUAUCGUUGCAUCUGCAAACCUUGCAUAUGAAGGAACGGACAUGCUUACUGGGUUCGGCACGGACGGUGCAACUGAUGUCGACACAGUCUUUGCGCUCUGUCGCCCGCCCGGACAUCACUGUGAUGGGCGACGGGCGGGAGGUUACUGCUAUAUCAACAAUGCUGCUCUUGCGGUGAGCACAUGGCGAGCCUCGAAACCACAAGCACGCGUGGGCAUUCUUGACAUUGACUUUCACCACGGAAAUGGUACCCAGGAGAUAUUCUACUCUGAUCCAAAAGUUCUGUAUGUCAGCAUUCAUGGGGAAGACGAGUUUCCUUAUUACACAGGCGCUGAAGAUGAGAGAGGUAUUGGUGAAGGUGAAGGAACGAACAUCAAUCUUCCGCUCAAAGUUGGCAGUCCGUUUGAAGAAUACAUGUCGAAGCUAGAGUACGGCCUUGAUCGCCUGCUAGAUUUCCGGCCCGAGUUUCUGGUCAUUAGUCUUGGUUUCGAUACGUUCCAUGCAGAUCCUCUAGGUCAUUUUCAGAUCCAUACGGAAGACUAUGGGACGAUCGCAACAAGAAUAAGGCAGAACCUGAAGGACAUCCCGUGUCUAGUCCUGCUUGAGGGUGGCUAUGUUAUUGAACAUCUGGGUGCUAAUGUCUUGUCAUUUCUCAAAGGAUGGAAGUCUGUCUGAUGUGUAGCUGGUGGUCCUGGGUUUCUUGCACCUGUGGCUUUCGGGGACGGGUCUGGCCAGAUUUAUGGGAUUUUAAUCGCGUGGGAUUCGUCUGCAGAUCGAAGAAUGCAAACCCAUCAUCGAUCCGCCGUCGCACACCGGCGCAUUUUACGAAGCUUCAAGAUGCGGUUUCAGCUUUUCGACCCGGAUCGCAUACUCCAGGAAGCGGCACCACUCCGCGACAGAUGGGCAGUCGAUCGUAUAGUCAAGAUCUUGAGAUACCGAGAUCUGGGCUCGAAGAUUCCGGACAGCGGAACAAUACCGUUGUCACAGAUGCCAGUCCUGCAGGACCGGGUGGAUCUGAUGCAGAUUUGGUGCAGCCACGUUGUGUACUAGGCACGACGGCGUGCUUGACGUCCAGCUACGUGCCCCUGGGUAGAACUGAGGAGCGUCUUCACAAUUGAUCACCUAAAAUCAUCCAAUUUGGGAUAGGAUAACAAAGCCAUG